AUGAUAAGGGGAAGCUUUGGCCUCAGGGACCGCUUAGAGAAAUUGUUGAACAAGGAUAACAGAGCCGCCAAAGUUGGAGGUGAAGAGGAGACGGUGGAUCAAGAGUCGCGCUUCGACGGCACUAAGAUUGGUUCCGCCAACGAGAAGAUGCAAAACGAUGACAAAAACAUCCCCGUCGUGGAGCUAUUGGGAUGCAUUGCCUAG
Molecule: messenger RNA, 204 nt
Organism: Penicillium maclennaniae
Lineage: Eukaryota; Fungi; Ascomycota; Eurotiomycetes; Eurotiales; Aspergillaceae
Exons: 2
Coding region: 1-204 (67 amino acids)
Source: RefSeq, a predicted model, not a curated record